UAUCGUCAGUUCUUUUAAAACCUUCGAAGCAAAUGGAAUAUCCAGAAGAGAAUUAUUAUAAACUGAACCGCUUUCUUCUAUCGGCUUGCGGACUAGAGCCUUACCAAAGCAAGUGGAAUGCUCGUUUAAUAAGAGCUCUUAUCACGGUCGUCAUGAUGUCGUCUGCAAUUUUUCAGAUCUCGUGCUGGUUUAUAUUUGAAAUCACAUAUGAAUUUAUAGUGAAUGGGGUGCAAGAGCUUUUAGUUAAAUUGUGUAUCCUAAACAGCUUGCAUUUACGUAUCGGAAAUGUAGACAAAGUUAAAAUAUUAUUCGACCGCAUAUCAAAAGACUGGGCAUUGCAAAAGACACAUGGUGAGAUCAAGAUUAUGCGCGAAUAUGCUGAGUUGUCAAAACUAUUCACAUUCUGUUGCACGAUCUUGUCGUAUAUAAGCAUGAUGGGAUAUUGCAUGUGGUUGUGCACACCAGAAAUUCUCAAUGUUUUAAUGCCCAUGAACGAAUCUCGUCCGCGGAGGCAACCCUUUAAUGCUGAAUUCUUUUUAGAUGAGGAACGAUACUUUAUCCUCAUUCAUUCCCACAUGUGCUUUGUACUUCUAACCAUACCUAUAGUUUUCGUUACGGGUUUCACUUUAUUUAUGACUCUCACACAACACGUUUGCGGAAUGUGCAAGUUAUUGGGGUCUCGCGCAGAACGCUUAUUUCUUGUUGUUGAAGACAGAACGAAAUGCGAUUUAAUUCAGGAGUCACAAAUAAGAAACAAGAACAUGAUCGUUUUUAUACAGCAGCAUUACAACAUUAUACAAUUCGUUGAUAUAAUUGAAACUUAUCACACAACACUGUUUUUAUGGGAUCUCACAGGAAUAAUGAUUAUGUUGAGUCUUACGUUAAUCCAGAUAUUAACUAUUUCUGAUAUCGAGGGAGCUAUUAGAUCUAUUGGUAUCUCUGUUGCAUCACUAUGUUAUUUAUUCAUAUGUUGUUACAUGGGACAAAAGAUAACGGAUGAAAGUUUGAGUGUAUAUGAGAAAAUAUACAAUUCUACGUGGUACAAUGCAGUUGUUUCAGAGCAAAAGAUACUGUUAAUGAUACUGAUACGACGCUGUCACCCGUUGGUCAUCACCGCCAGUAAAUUUUAUACAUUAUCUUUGCAGAAUUUUGGAAAGAUACUUCAAACAUCGCUCUCCUACUGCAUGUUUGUCAGACAAAUCUGAAAAAGUUUCUAUCAAGUUGCAAGUGUAGAAGUAACGUAGAAAAAUCGCAAGAAUGUGUUAGACAUGUAUUGAUCUUAUUCUUAUGAUAAGCAAUUGUCCUCUGUAAAAACAGAAAUCUGUUGGUGCGGUUUACAGGUAAGUGUAAAUACAUAAAAUAAAUACAAAAAUAAUUAAAACGACUUAGCAAAUGUGUGAUUUCUUUUUAGAGUAACAAGAUAUUUAUGAUAAUAAAUAUCUGUCUGCUUCUGUAUAUUUAUCUGUAGCGUUGCCUAGAAAUUCUUCUUUUUUAGAAUAAUUGUAAAUAAAAUAUUAUCAGAAUUAACUGUUAAGAUUAAAAAUUGUUCUUAAUAUAUUUUCUGUACUUAAAUCAAAAAAUAAUUGAUGUCGCCGCAACAGUAUAAUCGCACGUGUGAAAAAAACUAACACUGUGGGUAGAAAAUUGCCAGAAGAUUAUUUUUUUAUUCGAUGAUCACCAGAUGUUUCCCAUGUUAUUACACGGGAUGAAAACCGUGACCAUUUUCCAGAUUCGCCGAAUGCAAGUCGAUUGUAUUCACACGGAACCAUCGCAAAUAAUUAAGUGUGAUAUAGCAUAUCGGGCAAAUUAAAGCAUUGCAUAUGUUGUUAUAUACUUGCUGUACAUUUCCUGACAACGAAAAAACACAUUAUGAAUGCACAUGACUAUUGAUACGUUAUACUGUUAGUAACAUGACAGCAACCUGACAGCAACAAUUUUGUAUUUAGCAAAUUUAAUAAUGAAAUGUAGCUAUUUACUUGUCGUUGAUAGAAUUCACUUGAGUGCAACCCAAUAGAUAUAAUGCUGUCUCGAGUUUAGUUGCUGCAACAUUGUUGACAAUAUAACAACAAACUCACUGCAUUUGGCUAUCUAGGACAUAUCACACUAUAUAUAUAUGUCACUCUAUAUUACUUGUAUUUUUUCACAAUUACAUGUAGGCUGUUUUGGUGUUUUAGAAAUAUAACGAAGUCAUAUGAUUAA
Molecule: messenger RNA, 2199 nt
Organism: Solenopsis invicta (red fire ant)
Lineage: Eukaryota; Metazoa; Arthropoda; Insecta; Hymenoptera; Formicidae
Product: odorant receptor 22c-like
Exons: 9
Coding region: 33-1205 (390 amino acids)
Biological process (GO): detection of chemical stimulus involved in sensory perception of smell; sensory perception of smell
Cellular component (GO): plasma membrane
Molecular function (GO): olfactory receptor activity; odorant binding
Source: RefSeq, a predicted model, not a curated record